AAGUCUCCGCCCCUGAAGGCUGCUGACAGUCGGCUGCACGCCUGCAUGGUCUGCCUGAGAAGGAUCGGGGAAGGUUAGCGGACAGGGAGGACGAGGAGCUGCGCGCAUCAUGAUCCUGAACCUCAUCGCAUGAAAGCACAUCACAUCACAUCCUCAAGCCCAGCUCUCAUCCAAAGACAGGCGUCAUGAUUCCUGUGAUGGAAUUCCGUCAGUUCUCUGAACAGCAGCCAGCGUUCAGAGUCCUGAAGCCGUGGUGGGAUGUGUUUACCGACUAUCUGUCUGUGAUCAUGCUGAUGAUCGGUGUUUUUGGAUGCACUCUUCAGGUGAUGCAAGAUAAAAUCAUAUGCCUUCCUCAGAGAAUACCAUCGGCCUCAGAGAACACAAGUGAAGUGGGGGUGAAGUUACAACUGCAAUCCAAUAUUUCAGCAGUCCCAAGAGAAAUGACGGGUCUAAAAACUGAUCUGGAUCUUCAGCAGUACAGCUUCAUCAAUCAGAUGUGCUAUGAGAAGGCUCUACAUUGGUAUGCCAAGUACUUUCCCUAUUUAGUUCUCAUACACACGCUGGUUUUCAUGGUGUGUAGCAACUUCUGGUUCAAAUUUCCUGGCUCAAGCUCAAAAAUCGAGCAUUUUAUCUCCAUGCUUGGCAAAUGCUUUGACUCUCCCUGGACCACACGGGCUUUGUCUGAGGUGUCUGGAGAGAAUCCUGAGGAGAAGGACCAUAAAAAGAGCGCCACUGCACGGUCCAACAUAGUUGUUUCCCCUGGAGAGGGAAUCCUUGAGAAGACACAGUCCCUGAAGUCUAUCCCAGAAAAGAUCGUAGUUGAGAAACCAUCAGCGAGUGUUCUGGAUAAGAAAGAGGGUGAACAAGCCAAAGCUCUUUUUGAAAAGGUGAAGAAGUUCCGUUUGCACGUUGAGGAGGGGGACAUUCUCUAUCUGAUGUAUGUUCGUCAGACGGUGUUCAAGGUGAUUAAAUUCCUCCUGAUCAUUGCCUAUAAUAGUUCUCUGGUGAAUCAAGUGAAGAACAGAGUUCCUUGUGAAGUUGAGAUCCAGGAUAUGACAGGCUACAAAGACUUUGAAUGUAAUCACACCAUGGCUCACCUGUUUUCAAAGCUUUCUUACUGUUACUUGUGUUUGGUGGCUGUGUAUGGAUUAACAAGCCUGUACACCUCUUACUGGCUGUUUUACCGCUCACUGAAAGAAUACUCCUUUGAGUAUGUGCGGCAGGAAACAGGGAUUAAUGACAUCCCGGAUGUCAAGAAUGACUUUGCGUUCAUGCUACACAUGAUUGAUCAGUACGACCCGCUGUACUCAAAACGGUUUGCAGUUUUUCUGUCUGAAGUCAGUGAGAACAAACUGAAACAGCUCAACCUAAACCACGAGUGGACUGCAGAGAAGCUGCGUCAGAGACUCCAGACUAACGCCAACAACCGACUGGAGCUUCAGCUGUUUAUGCUCCCUGGGUUACCCGACACUGUCUUUGAGCUGACCGAGCUGCAGUCGCUCAAGCUGGAGAUCAUCAACAACAUCACCAUCCCUGCCUCUGUGUCCCAGCUGGAGGACCUCCAGGAGCUCUCUCUUUACCAGUGCUCUUUAAAACUGCACACAACAGCUACCUCCUUCUUGAAAGAGAACCUGAAAGUGCUCCGUGUGAAGUUUGAUGAUAACAGGGAACUUCCUCACUGGAUGUAUGGCCUGCGCAAUCUAGAGGAGCUCUAUCUCACUGGAUCACUAAGUCCUGACGCCUCCAAGAAUAUAGUCUUAGAGUCACUGCGGGAGAUGAAGUGUUUGAAAACUCUCUCCCUUAAAAGUAAUUUGACCAAGAUACUCCAGUCCAUAGUGGAUGUUUCCAGCCAUCUGCAGCGGCUGUACUUGCACAACGAUGGCACCAAGCUGGUCAUGCUCAACAACCUGAAAAAGAUGUCCAAUCUGAUCGAGCUGGAGUUGGUGCGCUGUGAUCUGGAACGCAUCCCACAUGCGAUCUUCAGCCUGACAAAUCUGCAAGAGCUUGACCUGAAAGAAAACAACCUCCGCUCAAUAGAGGAGAUCAUCAGCUUCCAGCACCUUCGUAAACUGACAUGCCUCAAACUGUGGUACAACGGUAUCAUGUACAUCCCAGAGCACAUAAAGAAGCUAGGGGGCCUAGAGCGCCUCUACUUCAGCCACAACAAGAUCGAGAUACUGCCUUCGCACCUGUUCUUGUGCAACAAGCUGCGCUACUUGGACCUGUCCAACAAUGACAUCCGGUUCAUCCCUCCUGAAAUCGGAGUCCUGCAGAGUCUACUGUAUUUCUCUGUCACCUGUAACAAAAUUGAAAAUCUCCCAGAUGAGCUCUUCUUUUGCAAAAAGCUGAAAACACUGAAGCUUGGCAAAAACUCGCUGUCCAUCCUCUCACCAAAAAUUUCCUACCUAGCUCUGCUGACGUACCUGGAUCUCAAAGGCAACCACUUUGAGGUCCUGCCUCAGGAGCUAGGUUGCUGUCGUGCUUUAAAACGUAGUGGCCUUAUCGUGGAAGAGGCUCUGUUUGAGACUUUGCCUUCAGAUGUCAGGGACCAGAUGAAGGCUGAGUGAGAUGUCUUAAGGAGGCCAAAGUCUCUGCUGUUUGUUUUGCCUACCAACUCAGAGCAUUUGUUUUGUAUCAAGCCAUUACUAUACCUAAGUAUUACACUACUGCUAAGAAUGUUAAGUUUUAUUUUUUUAAGUUUCCUUGAUGGAAGAUAAAAUUAUUUACUCAUGUAUUGUCACAUUGAUUCAAGCUGCAGCUUGGAGGCUUGUUUGGUUCUGAAUAAUU
This is a messenger RNA of Notolabrus celidotus (New Zealand spotty), 2787 nucleotides long. It is a transcript of the gene lrrc8c, whose product is annotated as leucine rich repeat containing 8 VRAC subunit C. Gene Ontology annotation, molecular function: protein binding. The transcript has 3 exons. Lineage: Eukaryota; Metazoa; Chordata; Actinopteri; Labriformes; Labridae. The record is from RefSeq and is a predicted model, not a curated record. Bases 186 to 2567 code for a protein of 793 amino acids.